AUGGAAGAUAUUGAACCCCCUUUGCGCGACCCCCUGGAUCCCAAAAAAUAUUACGACGGACUCAAGGGCGCCCAUGGAUCUCUCCAGGACAAAUUUAAUGAUAUUGAUGAAAAGGGUCAUUUCGAAACAUAUAUGCUUCGAUUAAAGAAGCCCAAUACGCAAAACUUUGUUCUAGACUUUGGUAACGAAGAUGCCUACUGUGCGACUGAUCUAGUGACGAAAGAUUUUAAAGCAUUGUUAAACCCAAAUCAACCGAGAUCUAAAUGUUUUGGCACACGAUGGAUUCAUCUAUGGGCCCCUGAAGAACAGACGGAUGCUAUCAAGGGAAUCAUGUCAUUCUACGGAGUGUCUGAAAGACUACAAGGCCUAAUGUGUACUGCGCCCGUCAUACGUCCAUCAGCUGGGAACGCCGAGCCAAAAAAGAGACGAUCACGAACCCACGAUUUGAAUAUGGAUCGUGAAUCAGAUGAUGUGGAGAAUGCAUUUGCUAUGAAGAAUCUACGAGAUACUGAGGACCUUCAUGAUACUUCGUCAUUUAAGCACUUGACUUUUUCUCAAGUCACAGACCAAAUCUGGCAUUUUUCAUCAGUCGAUCAUGGUCCAAGAUACACCUGCAUCGGUUAUAAUACAUUAUUCGUCACCCCCGGAGUGCCCAAGGAAAAGAAUGAGAAUGGGAUCGAUUUGCCUGAGGGGAAACGACUCUGGAACUGGUUGGUACUAUGUGACGACGGCACGAUCAUCUCAAUGCAGGAAAACCCAUUCCCACAUCAGAAGGGCCCUCUAGAUCCAGAUCAGCUCAAAAUGAUGGACAUUGUGCGCCGCAAUGUCCGCUUCAUAGUCUCGGGGGUUUCGAAGCAACACUUGAACAUGUCGGAAAGCGAUUCGUUGGUCACGAUUCGAGUUCGACAUUUCCACGAGGUCGGUCCGGAUCAAGCAAACAUUAAGCAAGAGGAUGGACCGAGUUUGCUUUACUACUACAUCUUUGACGACUGGGUGUCCAGUUACGGUCUGAUUGCAAAACGAGAACAUCAAUAUGGCGUGGCCCUGGAACGACUGAGACGUCAGAUGCUUGAUCGCCCGAUCGUGGAUUUGGUCAAUGAGCUCCACUGGCUGGGUCGACGAUUGGCCGUUCUGAAGCGAUUAUACCAGAGCUAUGAACUCAUCAUGCGACGUGUGUUACAGCGCCAGCGUUUACUUCGUGAUGAGGCCCGCUCGACCCACCCCCCGCCACUAGCCUUUGGUGCCACCUUUGGCGAUAUUGAGUUCGCAGACAUGCGACAGGGGAGCCUGGUCAGUUAUGGAAGCUUGUCAGACCGCAAGGAUAGGCCGGUCGGGGUGAUCCUGAGCUCGGCCGCCGUGGCAAGAUUUGAGAGACUCGUGGAUCGCAUCAACCUGUACUGUUUGAGCGAAAUUGAAUCAUGUUUGUUGGAAAAGGAGUCUUUAACAUUCCUAAACUUUAACCUGAUCGCCUUGAAAGACUCACAGGCCGUAGAGAAGCUCACCCGGAUCACAAUACUAUUGGCCAAAGCAACCAUGUUGUUCUUACCUGUCAGUCUCAUGACCGCCUACUUUUCGACUGAACUACAGGGGGUGAAAGGGGGUUAUACAAAAGCGGAUUACUGGGUCAGCUUUGCUGUCAUUUUCUUUGUGACUCUGAUUCUCCUAACAGUCUUUGGCUUUGCCAGUGAUACCGUGGAGGGGAAGACAAUCUACAGGUCGCUUGUGAAGAGCUUCUUCCGCUCGUCACGGGAGAGGAUCUCAAUGCCGCGAAGAAAGCAGCAGGAUGAUGAUUGA
Messenger RNA from Penicillium verhagenii, 1794 nucleotides. RefSeq lists its product as uncharacterized. The transcript has 5 exons. Bases 1 to 1794 code for a protein of 597 amino acids. NCBI's taxonomy places the organism in Eukaryota, Fungi, Ascomycota, Eurotiomycetes, Eurotiales, Aspergillaceae. Gene Ontology annotation, molecular function: cobalt ion binding; magnesium ion transmembrane transporter activity; cobalt ion transmembrane transporter activity. The record is from RefSeq and is a predicted model, not a curated record.